CUUGAGAUGUAUUAGUUGUUCCCCUGGAAUUUAAAGCCUUGAGGUCGUGACGGGAACGUAAUUACAAAAUGAGUGUCAUCGAAAUCGCCUUCCUCCACCUCAUCAACGACCCCUCCUCCAUAGACCGCCACUGGCCCGCCAUCACUAGUAAAUUAAUAACACCAAACCCAGGUAUUGUCACGGGGGGGCAUGGUGUUAUAUCUUACCAAAACGACCAGAGCGUUCAAGAUGAUGACUUAACCAAAGUCCUAGUAAUCGAAUGGCGUGAUCAGCGCGCAUUCUACGACUUCGCAAAUUCUGAUCAGGCGAAAACAUUCCAACAUUCUAUCAAACCCCUUCUCAGAGCUCCGCCAGAUUUGGAAAUGUAUAAUGCUGAUCGCCCAAUCCCAGCGGCCUUUGGUAGCAAAGAAGUGGUCGAAAUUGUGCGGGUGUCGGUGCCAGACGCCGAUGACUACGAGAGAGUUCGGAGUGUUUGGAUGGAGGAUAUUGGACUGGAAGAGGCGGUCUUGUGCGGAACCAACUUCAAUAAGGUAGAUAAGAACUUGUUUAUAGGAGUUCUUCUUUGGAAUAGUUUCGAGGAACAAGCAAGUGUAGAGAAGCAAUGGGUGACCCCUCUGUCAGCCAUUGGGGAGGUGUCAACCUAUGUGCUGCCGAUAACCCCAAUUGCCCUAUAAGAUUUACAAUGCAAAUGACUACAUCGAUAAAUGUAGAAGUCGCUGGAGGACGAUAUUGAGGAC
Talaromyces proteolyticus is the source of this 737-nucleotide messenger RNA. RefSeq lists its product as uncharacterized. NCBI's taxonomy places the organism in Eukaryota, Fungi, Ascomycota, Eurotiomycetes, Eurotiales, Trichocomaceae. The transcript is spliced from 3 exons. The coding region runs from base 69 to 674 and encodes 201 amino acids. The record is from RefSeq and is a predicted model, not a curated record.